GUUCUCAGCUCUCUCUCUCUCUCUCUCUCUCUCUCUAACUACCCGUUACCCAUUUCUCCCUCCAAAUAGAUCUCAUGAAUCCCUCCUCUCCACAGAUCCACUCCUCCUCCUCCGAUCCCCCUCCCCGAACCCUAGCCUAACCCUAACCCUAAACCUACCCGAUUCCCUCUCCUUCCGCGCAGAUCCGGCCCCGAUCCCCGAUCCACAUUGUUCCCGGCGGCGGCGGCGGCGGCGGCGGAGGCGGAGGAGGUGGCGGAGAUGAGCGGGAGAAGCGUCUCGUCGUCGUCCGCAGCGGCGGCGGCGGCGGCGGGGGGGAGUGGGAGGCUCUUCACGAUCGGGCUCGUGGCGGCGUGGUACUCGUCCAACAUCGGGGUCCUCCUCCUCAACAAGUACCUCCUCAGCAACUACGGGUUCAAGUACCCGAUCUUCCUCACCAUGUGCCACAUGGCCGCGUGCUCCCUCCUCAGCUACGUCGCCAUCGCCUGGCUCAAGCUCGUCCCCAUGCAGGCCGUGCGCUCCCGGCUCCAGCUCCUCAAGAUCGCCGCGCUCAGCCUCGUCUUCUGCGGCUCCGUCGUCAGCGGCAACAUCUCCCUCCGCUACCUCCCCGUCUCCUUCAACCAGGCCGUCGGCGCCACCACGCCCUUCUUCACCGCCGUCUUCGCCUACAUCAUGACCGUCAAGCGCGAGGCCUGGAUCACCUACGUCACGCUCGUCCCGGUCGUCACCGGCGUCAUCAUCGCCAGCGGAGGAGAGCCAAGUUUUCAUUUGUUUGGUUUUAUUAUGUGUGUUGGUGCAACUGCUGCUAGGGCACUUAAGACAGUAUUGCAAGGCAUUCUACUUUCCUCUGAGGGGGAGAAGCUUAAUUCUAUGAAUCUUCUGCUCUACAUGGCUCCAAUAGCUGUACUUCUACUACUUCCUGCUACAAUAUUUAUGGAGGAAAAUGUGGUUGGCAUCACAGUGGCACUUGCUAGAGAAGAUUUCAAGAUUAUUUUGUACCUUCUAUUUAACUCUUGCUUGGCGUACUUUGUGAAUUUGACAAAUUUCUUGGUCACCAAACAUACUAGUGCGUUGACUCUUCAGGUUCUCGGGAACGCAAAAGGCGCUGUCGCAGUUGUUGUCUCGAUUCUAAUAUUUAGGAACCCAGUAUCUGUGACAGGAAUGCUAGGUUACACCCUCACGGUCAUUGGUGUCGUUCUGUAUAGUGAAGCCAAGAAGCGCAACAGAUGAGAUCCACAUAUAGGAAUGUGGUGGAUGGGAGUACAUACGCCGCUUUUCAUUCCCUGUGAGUGGCGGAAGCUGCUGGAAGCUUCUAGAAGCUGGAUACUAGUUCCAAUCUCUGUGCCGCUAAUGCAAGUUGGGAUGUCAUUCUUUGCUGUGAUCAGCCGGUGAAGAAGCCUGAAUAAAUUAACUUCUAAGCUCCAAUUUUUUCGUUCUUUGGAUCCAGUAAGUAUUCUUACCCCCUCAUCUACGGUAUGAUUAUUUAUAGGUAAUUUUUGCAGAUUAUUCUUUUGCCAUUGGAGAGAAGGUAUUAUUAUUCAUAUUUAACAAUGCCUUUCAAAAAUGAAUGAAAAAAUGUCCUCUCUAAAAAAUUUUCUUGUUGAUGUAAUUGUAUUUGUUACUUAACCCUCCUAUGAAUUUUGUUACUACGUAUGUUGUUAUUUUUGUGCUUUCC
Messenger RNA from Ananas comosus (pineapple), 1672 nucleotides. Its product is annotated as probable sugar phosphate/phosphate translocator At3g11320. Gene Ontology annotation, cellular component: Golgi apparatus. Lineage: Eukaryota; Viridiplantae; Streptophyta; Magnoliopsida; Poales; Bromeliaceae. The record is from RefSeq and is a predicted model, not a curated record. The transcript has 4 exons. The coding region runs from base 259 to 1227 and encodes 322 amino acids. Gene Ontology annotation, molecular function: antiporter activity.